Molecule: messenger RNA, 1945 nt
Organism: Globicephala melas (long-finned pilot whale)
Lineage: Eukaryota; Metazoa; Chordata; Mammalia; Artiodactyla; Delphinidae
Gene: CCDC63
Product: coiled-coil domain containing 63
Biological process (GO): outer dynein arm assembly; cilium movement
Cellular component (GO): axoneme
Source: RefSeq, a predicted model, not a curated record
ACGCCCCGUCUGUGCGAGUCACAAAGGCGCCCGUUCCGGGGUUCCGAGAACGCCCGGACGUGAGAAUGGGGGUUGGCUCAGCGCAGCCGCACAGCAAUCAGUCCUCCCGGCGCCGUCGGACACGCAGCUCCAGUGGCCGUUGGACACGCGGUGGGAGCUGUCCUGCAGGGCGUCCCUGGUAUCGCAGAGAGAGAAAGGAGCACUUGCUAGCUUUGACCUCCCUGGAUACAAUGUCUGAGGAGAGCGAAAGCACAAUUCCUUCAAGAUGCGGACGAAGCACAGAAGAAAAGACCCUGAAAAUUCCCAGGAACCUUCGGAGAAGACCAAAGAGCAGCUGGCUGAGGCAGAGCUUCGGAAGCUGAGGCAGCAGUUCCGGAAGAUGGUGGACAGUCGGAAGUCCUUUAACUUCUGCUCCCAGCAGAAGAUCACAAACCAGCACAAGGAAAUCAAGACCCUGCAGGAGGAGCAGGAUGAGAUCACCCUGCUUUUGAAUCUCAUCAAGUCCUCCAGGAACUUGGAUCUGAAUGAGAAAAACUACAUGGAGCUGUGUUUCCUGCUGCAAACCAAGGAGGACUACGAGGCCCUGAUUAAAUCGAUGAAAGUGCUGUUGGCUGAACUGGAUGAGAAGAUCAUUCAGAUGGAAAAAUAUAUAAUAAACCAAAGACAGAUCUUCUCAAAAAUACAGGAGGCCAAUAACCCCCAGAAACUGCAAAAACGGAUCCACGUUUUGGAAACCCGUUUGCAUCUCGUCACUGUACACUUUGACAAGAUGCUGACCACCAAUGCAAAGCUCCGGAAGGAGACUGAGGACCUACGGUAUGAGAAGGCUGCUUAUGACAACAUCUAUGAGCAGAUUCAUCGGCCCUUGUCGAUGCAGAAGAAAACAAUGAAUAUGGCCAUCGAGCAGUCUGCGCAGGCCUAUGAGCAGAGGCUGGAAGCCAUGGCUCGAAUGGCUGCCAUGAAGGACCGCCAGCAGAAGGACAUCUCUCAGUACAACCUGGAGAUCCGAGAGUUGGAGCGUCUCUAUGAUCAUGAAACCAAGCUCACAUCCUUCCUACUCAUCAAGCUGAAUGACGAGUUUGAGGAGCAGUCCAAAAAGGAAGAAGCUCUCAAGGCAAAGAAGCAUGGGAAGAAGAACAAGGGUGAGAGUUUUGAGAGCUAUGAGGUGGCUCACCUCCUGCUGCUGAAGCUGACAAAGAAUGGCAACCUGAAUCAGCUCAUCGAGGAGUUUCUGGCCAAGGAGGAGAAGAAUUUUGCUCAGUUCAUGUAUGUCACAGAGCUCAACAAUGACAUCAAGAUGAUGCACAAGAAGACUGAGAGAAUCCAGAAUGAGGUUAUCCGCUCGCAAUCCCAGCAGAAAUCAUCACAUGAGGACAGCUGCUCCAUCCUGAGACAGCUGGAGGAGAAACUAAAGAAGACCAUGGAGCAGGCAGAUAUGUAUGAGAACAACUACAAGGAGAUCAACAAGACCUUGGAGUAUCUCAAGAACUCGGUUGAGAAUCUGUUUAAGAAGGUAAAUUGUGAUGCCACCAAGAUCCUGGUGCAGUUAGGGGAGACAGGGAAAAUCACUGAUACCAACCUCCCACAGUACUUUGCCAUCAUUGAAAAGAAGACCAACGACCUGCUGCUGUUAGAAUCCUACAAGCGGAUCAUGGAAAUGGAAGUGGCGGAGAUGGACGUCCCACCACCCUUCAUCAACCCCUUCUGGGGUGGCUCUGCCCUCCUCAAGCCUGCAGAACCCAUCAAGGUCAUCCCCCCCGUGCUCGGGGCUGAUCCCUUUAGUGACAGGUUGGAUGGAGUGGACCAACCCCUGGACCACAGCAGCCUUCGGCAAAUGGUGCUCAGCCACUACACUGCAAGAGAGUCUAGAAACAGGGAUUUACACAUGGACAGCGUGCCUGAAAAGGGGGACGAUCUGAGGCCCAAGAAGAAGUUAACAGUCUGA